CGCAUAUUUAAGUGACAGUUCAUACAUACGGUCCCCAUAGACUGAAAGGGCAAAGACAGGAAUGUUUGUGUGCUGUGUGUUUGUGACAACGGGUAGCCUACAGUCACUGCUGUCAGUGCAACUAACAUUACCUGCACUCUACCUGAACCGCUGACGUCCACCUGCUGCCCGCUGGAAAUCGGCGGCUAUCGGCAGACAAAGUCGGACGGACUGUCACUGAGAAAUGAAAUGAGGCUUUACUCCCUCAGAUUUGGAUGUGUGCUGGCUUUUGCGUGUUUUGCGUCGAUUACUUGGAUUAAAUCGAUUCCCAGUGAUGGAGGCUCCACCGUGAUGCCAGAAAUGCAGACCCUGUACCAGCGGCUGCUGCUGGCUGAGGAGUUGGGAGGGCAGGUCAGCAGAGAUCUCAGCAGCCUCCUGGAAGAACUGAGGAACACAUCCAAAGCUGCCAACAUCAGCCAUCCCAUCAGUGCCACCGCCACCACCAGCAGCAGCAUCCCCACAGAAACAAUAAGACAGAAGACAGACCAUUCAGGCCAACAGGCCUUCCUCCAGCCCAACAUUUACCUCUACAUGCCCCACCUCAGACAACAUCCAGACAGCCUCCUACCCAAUGUAGUGCUGGGACAGGGGCGCCGUGGAGUGUCCCUGGUGCUGGGCAUUCCUACAGUGAAGCGUGAGAAGCAGAGCUACCUGGUCAGCACACUGCGCUCUCUGCUCUACAGCCUGACGACUAUGCAGCAGCAAGAUCUCCUCAUAAUUGUCUUUGUUGCUGAGACGGACUCCAACUAUGUGGGCAGCGUAGCAGAGAGCAUCAGGAAGAAUUUUUCUAAAGAGGUGCAGUCCGGGCUAUUGGAGGUCAUCUCUCCUUCUCAGUAUUACUACCCCGACUUCUCGGGCCUCAGAGAGACCUUUGGAGACUCCAAGGACAGAGUCAAAUGGCGAACGAAGCAGAAUCUGGACUUCAGCUUCCUCAUGCUCUAUGCUCAGGACAAAGGAACCUAUUAUGUUCAGUUAGAGGACGAUGUUGUUGCAAAGGCAGGCUACUUCAACGCCAUGAAGACCUUCGCCAACCAACAACAGCAAUGGCUCUACCUGGAGUUCUCCCAGCUGGGGUUUAUAGGAAAGAUGUUUCAGAGCCGUGACCUCCCGAUGAUUGCAGAGUUCUUCCUGAUGUUCCACAGAGACAAACCCAUCGACUGGCUGCUGGAUCACAUCCUGUGGGUCAAAGUGUGCAACCCGGAGAAAGACGCAAAAGACUGUGAUAAACAGAAGGCGCAGCUCCGGCACAGGUACAAGCCGUCCCUCUUCCAGCACGUGGGCCUCCACUCGUCUCUGCCGGGAAAGUUACAGCAGCUGAAGGAUAAGGACUUUGGCCAGCAAUCUCUGUUCGAGGCCCACAAUAACCCAGCUGCAGAGCUGAGCAGCAGCCUGAAGCAUUACCAACAGCACAGCCUGGAGCGGGCCUACAGAGGACAGGACUUCUUCUGGGCACUGACACCCAGCCAGGGGGACUACAUCCUCUUCAACUUCACCCAGCCAAUCCACAUUUCCAGGUACCUGUUUCGCAGUGGAAACAUCGAGAGCAGCGGAGACAAAUUCACCAACACCACAGUGGAAGUGCUGCCCAGCAACGCGUCAGCACGAGACAGACUAGUGACUGGCUCAUCUUCUUCCUACAAAGCAUCUGAUAAGCACUUCAUCACUAUCGGUGCGUUUGAGAACGGGGUCGCUGAGGGAGAAAUUAAAGAAGUGCUGCAGCCGAUCUCAGCGCUCCGCCUGCUGGUUCACUCUGACGCUGACGUCUGGGCUCUGCUCAGUGAGAUACUCAUUGCAGUUUGAAGACCACAGAGAAGAGGAAACCCCACACACACGCUGCCAUUAGACCCUGUGAAUCUGCUGCCCCCCCCGAUUAGGGAUGGUUUGUCCACCUCAAGGAAGAGGAGCCAUGUGUACAGUGUUUGUUCUGCAAUAUUCAUUAUGAGUUCUAAUAUUGAUUGUGUGCCACGUUGCUGUUUAAAGGCAUUCCAUUAUCAAAGAGUAAAAUCGUGAGUAAUUUAUUACACUAGUACUUUAUAUUUUGUUGUAACUAAAUAAAGAAACCCACCUCGCC
Molecule: messenger RNA, 2110 nt
Organism: Sander lucioperca (pikeperch)
Lineage: Eukaryota; Metazoa; Chordata; Actinopteri; Perciformes; Percidae
Exons: 15
Coding region: 229-1839 (536 amino acids)
Biological process (GO): protein N-linked glycosylation
Cellular component (GO): Golgi stack; endoplasmic reticulum-Golgi intermediate compartment; endoplasmic reticulum
Molecular function (GO): acetylglucosaminyltransferase activity
Source: RefSeq, a predicted model, not a curated record